Molecule: messenger RNA, 5929 nt
Organism: Anguilla rostrata (American eel)
Lineage: Eukaryota; Metazoa; Chordata; Actinopteri; Anguilliformes; Anguillidae
Gene: adam15
Product: ADAM metallopeptidase domain 15
Exons: 25
Coding region: 619-3660 (1013 amino acids)
Biological process (GO): integrin-mediated signaling pathway; proteolysis; innate immune response
Molecular function (GO): metalloendopeptidase activity; integrin binding
Source: RefSeq, a predicted model, not a curated record
AGAAAAGAAGCAGGACUAGCCUACACCAUCGCCUGUAAGCGUGCGGUCAGACUGCUUUCCGAGAGCGCGGAAGACGGCAAGAUAUCAUUUUGAGUUUUUUAAAGUAUAUAAAACGGUUCCAUUAAAGCUGUGUGAGACAGUUCAAUGCAGGAGUACAAUGGCGAAAGUUAAGGGAAUUAAAUCACAGUCGUUUUGCUAGAUCGCUGCGAUCCAACCAGGGAAAGGAUAAGCCUGCUCCUUUCUACAUCAUAUUUUGGGCCGAGGAACUGUUGGGUGGACAGGCUACUUCAGCGGGAUGCUUAUAUGAAGUUAGCACAGGUGAAUUGGCCAGGAAUCUGUAUGUGCCCAUGACAUAUUUCGCAGAGGUUUUUUUACAGACCAUACUAUUCGUAUUUAUUUGCAAAUUUUGUACUACAUGUUUACGUUGUUUUGCCCUUUCAAACAUGAAAUGACAGCAUGGCUGGUAUAUGCUGUCUAUGGAAACAAAAUUGCAAGUGAAAGGUGCUUCACUUGCAGUUAGCAGCUGCAACCAGGAAACGUGUAGCAUGACAAGGAAACCUUGAAAACUUCUUGAUGUUUCUUUUUUGACCAACGUUUGCACCAAAGAGUCACGCUCAGAUGAAUAUAACCAGGAAGAAAAGUCACCGCGUGAUGUUACUUACUCGUGCCUUGCAAACCCUCAUUUUGCUUGCGAAUACGCUACAAAUUACGAUAAAAUGCGCCCUUUGUCAAACUCUGACAUUUCCUAGUAGCAGUCCUCUUGGAUUACUGCAGGACAGUGAUUUCGGAACACUUUCGCCUGUGGAAACUCAUCAGAACUCAACAUGGAAAGAGACAACUACUGAAAAGUUUACUCCAAAGAAUGGCAUUACAAGAAGACCUCUUCGUUUUCCUAAACACCACCACCAAGAACAGAAUGGUGAGCCACUGGAGAGAACCAGGCCAUUUGUCCUAGUGGAUGGACACAGAACAGAUCUGAGUAAGGCGCUACAGGAUGGCCACCCAGAAAAGCUGGUGUGUGAGCUGCAGGUUGGAGGCACCCUCUACCAGCUGGACCUGGAGAAAAAUCAUGGUCUGAUGCCCAAGCCUCCCAAUGUGUUUCACUACCUUCCAAAUGGUACUGGGGUCUCGCUGGAGGACAGUCUGCCGAUGCACUGCCACUAUCAUGGUUCAGUGAGGGGAUUCCCCCAGUCUCGAGUGGCUCUGAGCACCUGCUCUGGGUUACGGGGGGUGAUUGUGAUUAAUGCAACUCUUGGCUUUGAGCUACUGCCUGAAGAGAAGGCAAAACCUAAGGGAUGGAAGGAAGGUUGGAGAGGGAAGGAGGAAGAGGAGGAGGGGAUGCACCUGCUCAUCCCCACACAUCGGCUGGAGUCUCGGCCCGGGGACUGUGGGGUGUCCCACACCCAAGUGCCUCUCCUGGCUGCUGUGCCCCACGCGCACCGGAGUAAGAGAGACAUUCUUUCUGAGACUAAGUACAUUGAGCUGGUGUUGGUGGUUGAUCAUAAAGAGUACAAGAACUAUCAGAAGAACGACAAGACUGUCUUAUACCGCAUGUUGGAUGUGGCCAACCAAGUGGACUGGUUUUACAGACCUCUCAAUGUGCGUGUGGCCCUGGUGGGUGUGGAGAUCUGGAAUGACCAGGACAAGAUCAGGGUGGACAAGAACCCCACGGAAACACUCAACCGCUUCCUGGAAUGGCGCACCCGCGAGCUGCUGCCCCGCCUGCACCAUGACAACGCCCAGCUCGUCAUGGGGGACUCGUUUGAUGGGACCACAGUGGGGAUGGCGUCUCAGUCCUCCAUGUGCUCUAAGGACCGGUCUGGUGGCGUCAACGUGGACCACCUGGUGAGUGUGCUGGGCGUGGCCUCCACGGUGGCCCACGAGCUGGGACACAACCUGGGCAUGAGCCACGACACCGCCGACCGCCGCUGUCAGUGCCAGAACGAGCCGCGCCUGGGUGGCUGCAUCAUGGAGCCCUCCACCGGAUUCAUGCCAGGACAGCUGUUCAGUAGCUGCAGCGCGCAGGACCUGUCUCUUAGCCUGCUCCACGGGGGCGGGAUGUGCCUCUUCAACGUGCCCCAGCCCGAGAAGCUGCUGGGGGGGCCGCGUUGUGGGAACCUGUACGUGGAAAAGGGAGAGGAGUGCGACUGUGGCCUGGUUGACGAGUGCAAUGAUCCGUGCUGCAACGCCAGCACCUGCAAGCUGGUUCCAGGUGCGCAGUGUUCCUCUGAUGGUAUCUGCUGCAAUAACUGCAAGCUGCGCCCGGCUGGCUGGGUGUGCAGGGACCCCCUGGGGGAGUGCGACCUCCCGGAGCACUGCACCGGGGCCUCCCCCUACUGCCCCGACAACGUCUUCCUCCAGAACGGGGCGCCCUGCGAGGGGGGCGAGUCGUACUGCUACAGCGGGAUCUGUGCCAGCCUGGACUCCCAGUGCCAGAUGCUGUGGGGCCCCAACUCCACUAAGGGUCCAGAGGUUUGCUUCUCCUCCGUCAACAAGCAGGGAAGUAAGCACGGCAACUGUGGCCAGACGCCGAACGGGACGUACAUUCCUUGUUCCGCUGCUGAUGUGCUGUGUGGGAAGAUCCAGUGUCAGGGGGGAACAGAGCGCCCCCGCCUGGGCUCGAACGCGCAGAUCCUCACCACCAAAGUGCGUCUGAACUACACGGACCUCGUGUGCCGCGGGACCUAUUUCGACCUGGGGGACGACGUCUCGGACCCCGCCAUGGUGUCGCAAGGAGCCGCCUGUGGGCCUGGCAUGGCCUGUGUGAACCAGCGGUGCCGGGCCGUGUCAGUGUUCGGGGUGGAGGAGUGUCAGAGGAAGUGCAACGGGCAUGGGGUCUGCAACAGCAAUAAGAACUGCCACUGUGGCAUGGGCUGGGCUCCUCCGGACUGCAGAUACUCAGGCCACGGAGGCAGUGUGGACAGUGGGCCAGCCAGAGACCCCAAAGAAUCGGACCCUGUGCGCAUAGCCCUGCUGGUCACCUUCCUCUUCGUCCUGCCCGUGCUGCUGCUCUUCCUGGCCCUGCGUUACCCCCGCUGUCGCCGAAAGCUCUCCUGCCUGAGGGGGAGCCCCUUCCACAAGGGCCCCGGCCGCCAGCAGAGCAGGACCCCGGUGACGGAGCGUGUGGACGCCAGAAAUGGAGAACAGGUCCUGCCGCUGAGAUACCACGUUACGCACCAGACGGAGAUCCCACUGACCCCGGCAUCAAACAAGGUUCAGGACAGGCCUGCACCUCCUAAUAAGCCCCUCCCACCUGAUCCAGUGAUUAAACACAGCCAGUCGGCAGGGGAUCGGCCAGCCCCUCCCAGCAAGCCCCUACCCCCUGACCCCGUUCCCACUGGCACCAAGCCGAUGGGGGACCGACCAGCGCCUCCAAACAAGCCUCUUCCUCCUGACCCUGUCCUCACAGACAGACAGACCUUCAGGCCGGGCAAACCACCUGUGCCCAGGAAACCCUUGCCUGCUGACCCCUCAUCACAUCCUGUCCCCGGAGUCCCGCCAUCGCGUCCCACCUCUGGAGUACCUGUGGAACCUGGAGCCAGUGUAUCUUCCGUUCCAAAUUAUGGCCCGCGUGUUGCCAUUGUCCCAGCCAGACGUGCUCCUCUUCCACCAAUUCGGAUGGCGGAAUCCAGCAAGUCCCCUGCACCUCCCCCGGUUUAACCAGCUGAGGCUUGCUGGGAUUUUUGUGGACUGGGUCACACUCCACUAAACUGCACUGAUCUUUUAUAAGGGCUCUGCUCAGAGCUUUCCAACUGCACAGAAUCCUGUUGGUGAGCUCCUCCACACCCCAACCCCUAACUAUGCUGCAAUCCAUUGGCUCUUUUUCCUGAAGUCCUUUUUCCCUAACACAAAGACGCUCAGUCUAGCAGCAAUGUUUAGGCACUUUCUGUUGGGUUACGGCUGGGAACAGAGCCUGAAGAAAGCCAAUUAACGUCUUCCUGCAGCCAGAGAUGCCUUUGUGAUGCAAUUGCAAAAAUCGAUCAGCUGCGAAAUUUACAUGAGCUUCUAUAUAAGACUGCAGGACACUCAGCUAGAGAAAAGCCCUUCAGACUGCAAGAGGUGUGUAGGAAAUGGCUAAAUAAAGCCAUGACUGCCUUCAGCAUGCUGGAGAGAUUGCACUGAAACCAAUACCCUGUGCUUAUUCUCCAUGUUUCUGGAUUUGGAAUGAGCGUCUGGAUUGGGAGGUAAGCACAGGUCAUUAACAUUCACCUCUCGCUGUCUGCAUCGUUUCAGAAUUUGUGAUCUUUGCACAGGGGUGUGGGGGUUGUUUUGUACUCCACCUUUACAAGCUAACCACUGUAGCCCCCAAAGGAGGUGAACUAAGAGAACUGUGGCCCUCACCUCACUUUCUUAAAAAUCUUGCUAAAUCCUGGGAUGUCAAGAGCUUCAAACUGUUUAUUUUAACAACCCUUAUUUUUCACUUCAGCUGACAGCAUAUUGGGACAUAUUCUAAAUGGUGGAUAUUUACAAGUUGAAGGCUCUGUGUUCUGUGUUUACUAUGAAGAAAGAUGGCAGUUGCAAACUUUGUAGUAUUAUCCCUCCAAGUAUCUGGGAGGGGGAGAGAGAGAAAAACUGGAAACAGGAAUGAAAAAGCAUUUCAAGUCAGGAACUUGUGGGUUGUUUUUCAGAAGAUGGAGGAAUGCUUUGAAUGCGGACUGAUUUCUUGCUGCAAUAGAUUUAUUAUCCCUUGCGAGACACGAUCUCGCAGAAGGACUUUUACCGGAAGAGGACACACACAAAUUCUCCAGCAGGAAGCCGCAAGCAGUCAUAAUGGGAGCCUUUUAUUUAUUCUAGAAUGUGUUUGCAGCCCCCUGGUUGAACCCAGGCUGCCCUAAUGGACAUUUAAUGGACUCCAAGCACAUGGCUGUGGUUUCAGCUCAAACCAGAGUGACAGUUUCCCGUAGUGUAAAGAAAAAUAAUUGUUUUACCUUCCUGUGAAAAUCAACUACUGGUCCCAGCUUCUGCCUUAAUACAUAAGAUGAGCUGUAUAAACAUUACUUUACGCUGGCCUUUAUUUGGUGGUUUUGUCAACUGAAAGAAGUUGAAAAUGUCUUGAUCUAAUGAAGCCAUUUUAAGUCACACUGAUGAGGAAUAACUGAAGGUAAUCUUACAGUAGCUGAUUUGAAGUCUGUUGCACCCAAUGAGGGGAAAAUUAACUUUUUAUUAUUAUUUAUUAUUAUCAUUAUUUUUCGUAAAGUCAAUUUAACUCUUAACCCAUACCAGAGUUCCCAUAGAGAGUCCCAAGUCAAUGUAGAUUCAUCUUUUGCGUGAGGCUGGACUAGCAUGAUGUUUUUUUGCCACAUAUGUUUUCUCAUCCCCUGAACAAUCCUUGAACACUAACAUUGUUUACUGGAGUGAUCGGAAACAAAAAGUUGAAAGUGUGAAAGUGACAGGCAUAUUAUGUGAGUCAAGUAGCAAUACAUCAAUGUAAAAAUGACAUUACCUAAUUUUGUUUGUGAACCUCUCCACCACUGUCAUUAAUUAUGUUCAAGGACAUACUUCACUGUUGCACAUAAUAUGCAACAUAAAUAUCCCUGCUGAUCUGAGAGUCAGACUGAAACUACGUUUUUCCCCCUAACCAAAUAUGGCAGAUGGACAAUGGACAUAUUGUAGGCUUGACUGUAGUUGUAAAUUCUUAUUUUGCCUUACUGGCAUGUGUCAUUUUCAUGUUUUCAAACACUGUCACUCCUGUAUUCCUGACUUUUCUCUCAUGGUGGUAAUGCAAGGCUUAUUUUUCAGUGCUCCAACGUUAACAGAACAAUCCAUAUAAAACUUUCUUCUGAUCUGUCCUGUGAAACAAAUGCAGUAUUAUCAGAGGGGGGAGGUAAAUGAAGCACUUAAAAUGUGAUGUGGCUUUGGUAUGCAGCUUUCUGCACUCAUGUUGAGGCCUGUGCUGCCCGAGAAUUAAAAUUAAUUAUGUUGAAAAACA